AUGAAGGUGUUUGUGUUGUCCAUAAUACUAGGACUACGACUCCACUCGGUGUUUUGUUUGCAGUAUAUAUGUGGGGUUGAUAACUACCAGCAGCUGGUUGAUUCUGAGCGUUCUGUGCAAACCGAUAACUACUAUCCCAGAACCAUCGUACCCACCAACAGUAAUAUUCCAGUCACUUUGGGAAUCAAUAACUAUUUGUACAAGGACCCAGCAGAUGAUGCUAGCUUGGUAUUCCAUGAGAUAGACGUCAAGGUCAUCGAUAGCUAUUUCGAUUCACUUUAUGUGGCAUACCCUGCGGUGGUGAAAGGAGAUGCUAAUUCAGUGUUCUACUCCCGAGUUAGAGAUAACUUCAACAACCUAUUCCGUAUAAGAUAUUCCACCCGAUCCAAUAACAGUUGCUUGGCAUCGAACAUGAUCCAAUUCAAAAUGGUAUUCAUAAAAGAAAAGGUCCUCUACGAGUACUAUUUAGGGAAUUGCAACUCAUCGGAGCUCCUUUAUGAAGGGUUCAAUCCCAAUUCCUAUUGUAUUGAAACCGAUUUUUAUUGUUACAACGACGGCAUUUGUUCUCCCUCCAACUAUUCGCUCGCAUAUAGAGAUGCACUAAGGAGCCCUCAAUUUAAUGUCAUUGAUGAUGGAACUAUAUCGGUGACAGGAGCGUAUCCCACCGCAUCUGUCAGUUGUUUAGAUAAUCAGAAAUGCACCUUAGCUAAUUUUCUGACAUUUUAUUUUUCUGAGGCAUCGUACACUCCUGUGUACAUUGACCCGCAGAUUACUUCAGCACAAAAAACUGCAACUUCAUCCCUGGUUUUCAAAUCUGCAGAAAUGGAAAGCUUGUCGAGUCUAGAGACUACUUCCAAAAACACUUCCAAUAAGAAUAAUGUUUCUAGCUGGAUUUUAAUUCUCUAUUUUCUUGGAUUUUAA
This is a messenger RNA of Yamadazyma tenuis ATCC 10573, 921 nucleotides long. NCBI's taxonomy places the organism in Eukaryota, Fungi, Ascomycota, Pichiomycetes, Serinales, Debaryomycetaceae. The record is from RefSeq and is a predicted model, not a curated record.